Molecule: messenger RNA, 6720 nt
Organism: Cercospora beticola
Lineage: Eukaryota; Fungi; Ascomycota; Dothideomycetes; Mycosphaerellales; Mycosphaerellaceae
Molecular function (GO): methyltransferase activity
Source: RefSeq, a predicted model, not a curated record
AUGAGCCGAUUCAAGAGGAAGACCGCAGCGGUCAUUGACCUCACUGGCAGUGAUGACGAUGGCGACACCAUCCACGUGGCUCCGCGCAAGAAGCAAAAGCGCUCCCACUCGAAGAGGGUGAUGUACCUCACCAGUGAUGAUGAGAAUGCUUAUCCAUCACCGCCGAAAUCGAAGACGUCUUCUGCGGCGCCGCGUGAAGUAUUUCGAGAGCUGAGCUCAAAGGAAUACCAAGAGAAGCUCAAGCAACCAAAAGCCUGGGUGAAAGGCGGAGUUGCCUGGCGACCUGCAAACAAACCUCUGAAGCAAGAGCCGGCUUCAGCACCGUCCAAGAAGCAGAUCAAGACCAAGACACCUAUCGCAGAGUCUGGAAGCAUUCGCGACUAUCUCUCGAAACUUUCCAAUGAGUCUGCGCAUCACGUCGAGGUGAAGAAGACCUCGGCCACCACGUCUGCAUCCGCACCUCGAUCGGGUGUCUCGCAUCAUUCUGCCCCUGAUCUGCCACGUUCGAAGGAUAAACCUGCGCGGCACUCUGCGCGAAAUGCAUUCAGUCUGAUCAUGCAGCAGCACGAUAGUCACAGCGAGGAUGAACUCAAUAUCUCGCAGACUACGGGUUCUACGCCUGGGAUCCGAAGAGCGAAGCAAAAACGCAAGGCACCGGUGGAGAAAGCGGACGAUUCAGACUUCGAAGCGAAUAGCUCAAGUGGCAGCGAAGUUGUAAGCGAGGAUGAUGGGCUGCCUGCGGAGAGCAGCGACUCAGAGCAUACCGCGGAGGACGAGCCUCAAGUCAAGAAGGUCCCAAAGAAGGCGAAGCAGAGCGUCCCACGCGCCGCGUCUAAUGCAGCGAAAGGCAAGGCGAAAGCUGGUGGUCAAGGCCGCAAAAGAGCUCAGAAUAUGGUGAACCUCUCACGUCCUCAGCAUGGACAGGGUACUGGUCUGUUGCCCAGUCUGCCACCUCUUUCAGACACACGCGAAAUAUUCGAUGACAUUGUUGGCAAGGCUCUUCCUCUGGGGUUGUCACAAGCUCUGGACGACCUGCCUGGCUCACUGAGAGUUGCUACCAUGUGCUCUGGCACAGAAAGCCCUUUGCUAGCCCUCGAGCUUUUCCAACAGUGCCUAGGGUCAUCAAAGCUGGAGAUCGAACACCUCUUCUCAGCGGAAAUAGUACCGUUCAAGCAAGCGUACAUCGAGCGCAACUUUCGCCCGCCUAUUAUAUUUCGAGACAUUACCGAAAUGACUAGCGCUGUCAACGACGAGAUCCCCAGCGCGACGACCGCCUAUGGCAGCAAGGUGCCUAUUCCGAGAAAUGUCGAUCUUCUUAUCGCAGGUACUUCUUGUGUGGACUAUUCUCGUCUGAAUAGUCACCAGAAGUCCGUUGACCAGGGCGGCGAGUCCGGUGACACAUACACAGCCGUGCUGGCCUAUUGUACGGCAUUCCGGCCGUCGAUCGUCCUUCUAGAGAAUGUCCUGACUGCGCCGUGGGAUAGAAUGCUAGAAGAUUAUCAAAAGAUCGGGUACGAAACCGGUGGAGUACUAGUCGAUACCAAAGGGUACUAUCUGCCACAGACACGACAACGAGGGUACAUGGUCUGCUUUGAUAAACACGAAGGAGCCUCCCUUUCCGGCGCUGGAAAGCGGUGGACCGAUCUGAUGGCAGACUUUCGCCGCCCCGCAAGUUCGCCCGCAUCCUCAUUUCUGCUGCCCACUAGCUUAGCUGCAAAGCAACGACAAGCCAAAGAGGAUGAGCAGCGAACACGCGAAGUCGACUGGACGAGAUGCGAAUUACGGCAUACCCAGCUACGCCACGACCUGCGCCUUGGCAACGAGCGACCGAUUACACAUUGGUCCGAAAGUGGCUCUCUAAUCGUGCCAGAAGGUGGCGAUCCUGCUUGGUACGCUCGCAUGGUAGAGCGAGUGUGGGAUCUGCUAGAUAUUUCUGUGUUGCGGAAAGCACUGCCCUCACAUGGGUUCUACGAUGCGCGAUACAAGACAAGAAUCUGGGACGUCUCGCAAAAUGUGGAUUUCCAGAAAGAUAGCGGCGCAUUCGGCAUCAUUGGCUGUAUUACGCCGACGAUGAUCCCUUUCCUUUCGGAUGCUGGUCGUGUGCUCACUCCUGAAGAGAUGCUCAGGCUGCAGGGCUUACCACUGGACAAGAUCUCUUUUACUACCGAGCUUCCUGCGAACAUCCAAGACCUCGCAGGCAAUGCAAUGUCAACGACUGUAGUUGGACCUGCUAUCUUGGCCGCGCUGAUCGCUGGCCAUCGCGCGAUCCAGAGACCUGAAAAAUUGAUCAAAGACGCGACUUUGCAGCUGCAGAAGACAAACGUGGCUGUGCUCACGGCGAAGAUGGAAAGCGUGCCGCGAAGCAACGCAACUGCUAGCAUAGACGUUACGCAGCUUCUGCUAAAGUCAAAGCAGGCUACGCGACGCUGCAUCUGCGAAGCUGCUGGAAAGCUCUCCGCCAAACCCAUACAAAAAUGCAUCUGCUGUGGUCACACGGCAUGCUUAACUUGUGCCGGAAAUCCCGAGCAUCAGUACAGGCAAGAUCCUAUGCUGUCCAAAAACAGGAUUACUGCGAGCGACUUCGAAGCCUUCCUCAAUCAGACACUGCCCCUGAGCUUGAACUUCUCGUUCGAGGAUGCAUGGCAUCAUAUCGUACCGGAAGCCCAUUACAGAGAGAAGGUUGACGCUAUCGGCCAUCAAUUCCAUUUUCAAUCUUUCAGACAAACUCACUGCUGGACUGCGACCUAUACGGGCAACUGCGGGCAUCUUGAUCUCGUGCUCAACGGCGACCUGGCAGAAUGGCGGCUGUUUGCGGAUAUCCCAAAGGACUUGAGCUACGAUAGUCCACGGCGCACUGAACUGGAAGCUCCAAUCGCUAUUGGUAAGAUUGUGACCAACUUCUUCGGCGACGAGUGGUCGAUACGCAUUCCCGAAGUGAGGCACGUCGAUCUGGACAUCAAGGAGUCGGGCAGCAGGAAAGCUUCUUGGUGGGCUCGCAACGGCAUGUUGGACUUUGCUGGUCAUACUGUUCCGGAAUACCUGGAAAUCCGCGUCCAAGAUGACAGUCUAUCUGUCAUCGAGGGGUCCGACAACUAUAACCCACAGGAGCCGCUGUUUCUUUUUCUUGACCCCACUCGUACAGGCAAUACAGACCAGGACAGCUUCGUUUUCGCACGGAACAUUGAGCACAUUGACUACCACGAGCAGCGACUGAUUGUCGCACGCAUCGCUGCCACUUGGAGACCAUGGAGCCGGCCAGACAGGAAACGCAGUGCUCCGACGCUCGUCGUACGUGACUCUUUUGAGGUCAAACCACAAUGUCAUCUUUCGGCGACAGGCAGCAGCCUUGAGAUAUUCCGUUUGAAAAACCCUGAGACAAGCAUAGGGCACGCAGACUGUACACAAGCUGUGCAGCUACUUCGUGCAAUUCAAGCAAACUCAUCGAUCAGCGACACAGACCUUGCUUCGGCUGCAGCUCGAUCGCAAUUCCUCUCUCAGCACCAGUGGGUCCUGGAAGCGAUGGGCCGAUGCUUUCCAAGCGACUCGUGGCGACCAAUCUUCGCCUCCACUCGUCAAUGUGAGCGAUGUGCACCAAGUCGGCCGAAGGUGAGGUGGGCAAUGCAAAGUGGAGGGGAGGUGAGCCCGUACGAGGACGUGCCAAGUGCUGCUGAAUAUGAGCAAGCUAUGAAAACGCGACCUGACCCAGUAAUGCUUGCUGUUACCUACAACGGCGAGACAGGCUUCAAGCUCAGUCUCAGCGUCAACAUGAUGACUCUGGCACACCGAGCUGCGGCCCGCCUGCCUGUCGACGCUGAGAACGUCCAACUCUCGUGGCGUCUCAUUCAUCGCCCUGACUGCACUCCUUUUGUGUUCAAGAAGUUUCAUCUCAGCUCGAACGAGGAUACCACAGCUUUUGAUGGCAAUGCCGAGCUUUCGAUUGACUUAUUCCAUCAACAGCAGCAGUCACUGGCUUGGAUGAUCCGGCAAGAGCACGGGAUACCCUUCGCAGUGGAAGAAUCGGAGGAGUUUCGUUCGGAGACUGGAUGGCUUGCCCAAGUGCAAGCACGUGGAGACGUCACUGUCCGUGGCGGCAUAUGUGCGGAUCACCCUGGGUUUGGCAAGACGAUUACGAGCCUUGCUCUUAUCCAAUCGCAGUCGAAGAUGCGAAAGGAGACCAUCGCUGAUCUUGAGACACGGGCACCGAAAGGUCUGAAAACCACAGCGGCGACACUGAUUGUAUACCCAGCUUCCUUAGUGCAACAAUGGGUGGACGAGAUUCGCGACAAGAUCGGAAGCUUGACGGGAGUUAUUGCCAUUCCGGCAGCUGCGCAGCUUGCGAGAUACACUAUCCAAAAGUUCCAGGAGGCGAAGAUCAUUGUGGUCAAUCGUGAUGUGCUCACACAUGAAGCUUACAUAGACCGCAUAGCAUCGUUUGCGGCUGUCCCUGGGCCUGUGGCAACCAAGGGCCGUGCCCUUACCGAAUGGCGAGCACAUGCUCUUCGUCAGAUUCCAGAGCAUUUGGCCAUCCUCGCGCGCGGUGGUCUUUCGCGGUUGAGGACCCACAUCAAAUGCAGGUAUGACGAGAACGUGUCGAGUGACGAGUUCCAAGCCGCGGUCCCCUCGAGGAGACAUCGGGGCCAAGACUAUGUGGACAACAAGAAGAAGAAACUCACAGCUACUCAAGUCACACAGCAAGCCGCUCCUAGGACUAUCGACGUCAGCAGUGUUGAUCAGCCACUCUUCGAGAUGUUCUUUUUCAACAGAUUGAUCGUGGACGAAUUCCACGACUACACACCGAAGGUUUAUGCAGCGACCUCCGCAUUGAAGGCGGACAAACGCUGGGGCCUUUCGGGAACGCCGGCCAUUGAGGACUUCUACCAGGUCGCGCAGAUGGCGCAGCUGCUUGGACUGGAUCUCCCUAUGGGUUCAAUGGACGCCGCCGUAAUGAAAAAUUCCAGCCGUCAAGCACUGCAGAAGGACAUGUCCAGUUUCGAGCAGUUUGACUCGAUGUGGCGACAGCUACCGUCAUCGACGAAGUACCGGAGCAUUCAUGCUUUACACCAACGCUUCCUGGCUACCUUCGCCCGCCAAAACAUUGGCGACUUCGGCAAGAUGGAGUAUGGCGACCAUCUUGUGCCUGUAGAAUUGGAUGUAGAACACCGCUUGCUGUAUACUGAGCUCUCGCAGCAUCUGAAUACGCUUCAAAUGCGUAUUAAGGCGACUGGAAAGUCAAAAGCGACCGACCGGAACAGGCGAUUGAACGAGGCUGUUUCUACAUCAAUCACAGCCGAGGAAGCAUUGUCGAAAGCAGCAGCAUUCGUCGAUCAGACAUCUGAGCCUGGAGACUGUUCCAUACUGGACGAUCUGAUGGACUCAUGCAGCAGGCACAUCGCCACACUUCGCGAUGAGAUACAGACUGUUGCCCACCACGCUCGCGAUAAGGAAGCUGAGCGGUACCAGAAAUGGUACACUCAGAUGCUUGAUGAAGGGGGUCUGCCGGAUAGCUCGACAGUGUCUGAAGUCGUUGAGCUGAUCAACGCUGCUUCAGUCAGAGCACACAAGAAGAAGGAUGGCAAAGGGGCUGAAGAAGAUGCAGUUACGCACAAGCUUUCGACGUUAUGCACAAGACUGCUAAUGGAACGUCGAUCAUUACGUUACCUGGCGGCGGCAAAGCAGCUCCAGGACGAUGCUCGAGAGCAAGUUAGUGCUAAUCGAUGCGAGAACUCGGCAUGCGAAAAGAGACAGCCAUCACAAUAUGCUCUCUCCGCGGUGUGCGGCCAUCUGAUUUGCGAAGCCUGUCACGAGCGGAACAAGCAUCAUGCUGCAACAAAUUGUCUUGCUGUAGGAUGCUCCAAUCCAGUGCAGGCGCAUCAUUUGCUUUGGACAAGCAAAAUCGGCAACCUCAAGCGCACGAAGCCUUCUGCAUAUGGGGCAAAGCUCGAGGCAGCUAUCGUGCUCCUAAAAGAGAUCCAAGGCAAGGCCGAGCAAGCCAUCUUGUUCGUACAAUUCGAGCAGCAACUUCAGCAAGUCGAUACUGCGCUGAAGCACUGCGGCAUUUCUCGUAUUGUUGUUCACAGUGCCAAUGACGCUGGCAGCCAGCUCAAAGCUUUCAGGGACUGCGCAAAUACCAAAGACAAGAAGACUGUGAUUGUGCUGAAUGCAGCAGACGAGACGGCAGCGGGUUCAAAUUUACAGAACGCGAAUCAUGUCAUAUUCUUGAGUCCACUUUUGCAGCGUACCCAGUACAAGUACGAUUCGACGAUGGCGCAGGCAAUUGGUCGUGUUCGAAGAUUUGGCCAGGAGCGCCCCAUUCAUGUGUACCGCAUCGUCGCGUUGGACACGAUCGAUGUUGACGUACUUGAGCAUCGUGAAAACCGGGCGGAUGCAUUGGUUGAACAAGGUCAGAAGAAGAUCGAGCCGCCUACAAGAUCGAAAGAGCUUAACACGCUGUCAAAGAAGAAGCCUGAACGAACUCAGUUGGUUCGUGAAAAAGGACACUUCAGUCUGCGGCCACAAAGUUGGCUCAUCGACUACGAAGCCGGUAUGGAUGCCGGAGAGGUCGAGAAGGUUAAGGGCAAGAGCCGAGUGCUUGGAUGGGAAGAUUUUAGCUCGUUGGUCAAGUUUUCCACGAAGUACACGGAAGACGAUGAAUAGUGGCGUCUGUACGCUGCGGCAAAACAGGACUAAGAAGCAGCGCUGCGCAGAAAUCAAUCAGGUCCG